This is a messenger RNA of Cladocopium goreaui, 2787 nucleotides long. Lineage: Eukaryota; Dinophyceae; Suessiales; Symbiodiniaceae. The record is from the annotation of a GenBank genome assembly.
AUGAGGGCCGCAAGCUGCAAGCAGGUUUUGAGCAAAAGCAACAGUUCCUCAUGGUUGGUGAUUCUGAGGAGGCUCAGGUCCCUGAACCGCAAGUGCAAAUGUGCAUUCCUGGCUCAGCGAACUGGUGGUCCACUGUCCCAAUGUUGGUGUUGCAAAUGGAUCAAGGGAGCCCAGGCUGUGCAGGAAGUGCGUGACCUGGACUUGAAUUUGUUCAGUUUCAUGGAGGAAAAGAAACGGAUGAUGGAUCAUUUUAUGGCUUUGCAAACCGAAGACUACGGACCGUUUAUCGAACAGCUGCAGCUCUUCAAAUUGGACUUGGGACUUCCUGAGCACACAUCGCCGCAAGAGGUUUUUGCCGCAAUCUGCGAGCUUCCAGGUUUUAACACAAAAGGAACACUUCCAAAAUUGUCACGGUGGUUUUCAUGGAAUCAAAGUUGUGAAGAACAGGUCCCUGAAUUCAGAGUGUUGAGGAUGGUACUGAAACACUGGCUGGGCCCUGCGGCAGACAAACUUGACCCCAAUGAUGCUGUUUACAAUCGAGAGUUGAAGAUUGGAGUCAAAGCGACACAGAAGUCGGCUGGUACAAAAGAAAAUUUGAGGUCUGAGUUCAGCCGAUUGAAGCAAAACCUUGGCGGUGGAUUGAAGUUGGCAUACUAUCUCAUGAGUGACCGGCUGCUCCACACUGUGCGACUCAUUGCUGCAGCAACCAUGCCAACUUGGACUUGGUAUGCGGACACAGUCAAGUCAGUGAAAUCUGCUGAAGACACAGUGAAGCAAACCACAGAACUUCAGAAGUCAUGGGCGUCAGACAAUCACUUGGUUCAAACUGCGGCAGUGCUGACAGCGCGCAGCCCAGAAGUUGUCAGUUUAUUUGAAGACCCAGAACUUUCGAGAUUCAAAGACUCAGGUGACAAAUUGUUCAAGCUUGUCUCCAACUUGUUGAAGCGCCGGGCCUGGUCAUUUGCCAAGCAGUAUACUGCCCCUCCGGACUGUUAUUCUGCAAUCUUGGGUGGCUCAGAAGCGGUGGCAAUGCUACACCAAGACUUUGAAUGGCUACUUCGCUUGGAAGCAGAAGCAGCUUUGAUGGCGCAAAGGAAGGUUAAGGUCGAGCUGGCCUAUGGAAAGUUUGGUCAAAUGGCCAUUUCCAUGACAAUCUUGCGGAACACAUCCACUGGAUUUUUGGGACUUUGCUCGGGGAAUCAAGUUUGGGCUGCACUGCUGUGGCCAUUGAGACAGGUUCAUGGCCCAUGUCGUCCGGACAGGGUCUACUUCUGUUUGGACGCAGACGAUGACACUGCAGCUGCUGAGUUUCAUUUUUUUGAACAGCCGGAGUCCUGGGAAGUCGUCAUGAAUUACGAGUUACUAUUUCAUGACUCACAAGUCAUCCUGGAUUGCCCGUUGCACGAGUCAGAGUCGCUACUCAAGUUUUUUUUGCGUGAACCGUCUCGAAUCAAACAACUUUCCCGGACUGAUUUGGAGACGAUCAGUGAAAAGUUUUUCAUGCCUCCGUGUCAUGGCGACCGUGAUCAACUUCGACAGUUACCACAGAAAGAUUUGUUGGCAAGUGUCAUUGACUUCGCCUCAAAUGGUGAUGCCGAUUACAUUGAGCAAGUGCAUGAGUCACUGAAGCAGAAUAAAUCAUCUGCCGCUGCGAAGGCCCAGGAUGACGAGAAUGAGUUAUUUGGUGGAGCAUUGGACGAACUGGUGUUGCUGGACCUCCCAGCUGAAGAGCGUCGAGAUUUCGAUGAGGUGGCAAAAGCCAUUGAGAAAAAGGUCAAAGCUGACUGGAACUUGAUGAUUGUUGCAAAGGAGGCCAAGGGGAAAGCGAAAGCAAAGGCAAAAGCCAAGUCAAAAGCCAAAGCCAAGGCAAAGGCCAAGGCAAAAUCCAUGGCAAAACCUGUCCGGCAAGCUGCCAGAGGAGUCUUCAAUUCCCGAAAACGAAGGCGGCAAGCCAUUGCUCCAAUCGAAGAUGCGGCCAGAGUCAAAGAGCCUGAACCUACUAUUAUUGGUGGCGAUGAGCGAGUGCAUGGGCAUGAUGAUGCUGCUGCUAGUGGUGAUGCCAGUGACCAUCGCCGUCCAGAGGACAAGUCUGCUGAUGAUUUUGAAGUGCCCCCGGAUGACACUGCCAUGGACGCAGGUCUGCAGACGCUUCCGCCGUCACCAGUGCCAGUGCCAAAGUUGCGAGAGUGGAAGUGGAGAAGCCCAGCCAAGAAACAAGCUACUCUUGCUGCGUCAUCAUCAUCAUGCUCUCGUCCUACUGAGCCAAUUGAAGAAGUGCACACUGACACAGUCAUUGUCGCAAUCGAAUCGGAAACUGAUUCAGUUCCAGCAGAAGCUGUUGAAAACCCGAUGGUACCUGCAUCUGAGCUUGCCAAUCCAGUGCCACUCCAGCCUGCAGUACCUGAUUUGGAACCUCCUGCUGAAGUCGCUGCAGCAGCGGCGGGCGUGGAUCUUGUAGUGCCCAAGGCCAAGGCAGCGCCCAAGGCUGCAGCAGAACGACCUUGGCCUUGCCAUACGCGAAAUUCCAUCAACCAAUGGACUGACGUCCCGUGUCGUCGGUGUAAUGUUGCCAUUGCAGGCCAGAUCAAAUUUGACGAACGGCCAGGACAGCGGGAUAAGCCCACCUGGUUCAUGAGAGUUCGCGAUGAUGACAAUUCAUUGAAUCAAUCCAGUGGCCCGUACUUCUCGCGAAGACUUGCUCAUAUUGUUGGGGACACUGACACCUUUGCCAUGGACUGGAUUGAGCAGUAUAAAAAAUGCUGUGGAAGCAAACGGACCCGUCUUUGA